AUGGGAAUCCUGGAUGCAAUGUUCUGUUACGUGUGGAAGAGGUAUUCAAAGCGAAUCAGAACAUGUUCAGGAUAUGCAUGCAUGGGAAGAAGACAGGAAAUUAAAACUUGUGACGAACAAAAUUGUCCAGCAGAUCCAAUAUGGAAUGCUUGGGAGUCAUGGUCGCAAUGUUCAGUAACUUGUGAUAGUGGAGUCAUGACACGAAUUAGACUUUGUGAUAGAAGCAAUUCACUAACUAACUGUGCGGGGAAAAGUACGGAAGAAAUAUUUUGUGAACUAACAGAGUGCAAACAAGAACCAAAAGGGAAUGCAUGGGCACCAUGGUCACAGUGUUCAAAAACCUGUGGUAGCGGAUAUUCGACGCGCGAUAGAUCGUGUGAAAAGACGGGUAGUCGGUCAAGUUGUGUUGGGUCUAGCACAGACGUGAGACGUUGUAAGUUGACGAAUUGCGUACCAGAAUCAAAUUGGAAUAAAUGGGAAUCCUGGAUGCAAUGUUCUGUUACGUGUGGAAGAGGUAUUCAAAAGCGAAUCAGAACAUGUUCAGGAUAUGCAUGCAUGGGAAGAAGACAGGAAAUUAAAACUUGUGACGAACAAAAUUGUCCAGCAGAUCCAAUAUGGAAUGCUUGGGAGUCAUGGUCGCAAUGUUCAGUAACUUGUGAUAGUGGAGUCAUGACACGAAUUAGACUUUGUGAUAGAAGCAAUUCACUAACUAACUGUGCGGGGAAAAGUACGGAAGAAAUAUUUUGUGAACUAACAGAGUGCAAACAAGAAUCGUGGAGUGAAUGGAGCACAUGGACAAGAUGUUAUUCUGCUAAAUGUGGAACCUUUGGAUGGAGAGUUAGAAGGAGAAAAUGCAAUGCUGGCACUGUUAUAUCAGACCGAUGUAAAGGGGAGCGAACGGAUUUUGAAAAAUGUUCUAAAGAAUGUGACACAAGAGAAUGGAGUACAUGGGAAAACUGGAAUAAGUGCUCAGUUUCUUGUGGUGGCGGAAUUCGUUCGCGAAUUAGAUCGUGUGAAACGCCAGGCAAUUGCGUCGGACCCAACAAAGAUAAGCAAGAAUGUAACAAAGAAAGUUGCGAAUCAGACCCACAAUGGAGUGACUGGGGUGAAUGGUCUGAAUGUUCUUUAUCUUGUGGAAGUGGAGAUAGAGUAAGAGAGCGAACUUGCAUUGGAGGCGAAUCUAGUACAUGUGAAGGUGUUUCUACUGAACUCAAUGAAGUGCAACGUCCAGAAUGCAAGUCAGAAGAAUGGAGUACAUGGGUGAAACUGGGUCAACAUGCUCAGUUUCUUGUGGUGGCGGAAGUCGUUCGCGAUUUAGAUCGUGUGAAACUCCAGGCAAAUGCGUCGGACCAAAGCAAUGAUAAGCAAGAAUGUAACAAGAAAGUUGCGAAACCAGACUCACAAUGGAGUGACUGGGGUGAAUGGUCUGAAUGUUCUUUAUCUUGUGGAAGUGGAGAUAGAGUAAGAGAGCGAACUUGCAUUGGUUGA
Messenger RNA from Styela clava, 1488 nucleotides. The record is from RefSeq and is a predicted model, not a curated record. NCBI's taxonomy places the organism in Eukaryota, Metazoa, Chordata, Ascidiacea, Stolidobranchia, Styelidae.